Messenger RNA from Plectropomus leopardus (leopard coralgrouper), 7512 nucleotides. Lineage: Eukaryota; Metazoa; Chordata; Actinopteri; Perciformes; Serranidae. The record is from RefSeq and is a predicted model, not a curated record.
GAACUAUUUUCUCUCUGUACCUGCAAAACGUAUCACUGGGCAGAAGGUAGCAUGCAUCUCAUGCUCAUGACAGCACACGGUGAAAACAUAAAUGGCAUUUUCCUUGGGUGACCUGUAACAUUAGCUAGCUCAGAAGUGCUAGCUGUGUCACAGUCAAUGUCUUGAUGACCUUUUGGAAAGUCUGAACUGAGUAUCUGUAACAGACUUAUUCAAGUUGUUUUGUGUCUUUGUUUUUUCUCAGCUGGUUAUUAUUAUUAAAAGGAUUGUGUUUCUCUGUACUGUGCUCUUCCCCUCCUGUGUUCCUGUGCUGCCUCUCCCUCAUUUACCCAUCUACACACCUGCCCUGCAUCAGCCUCGUAAGGCCUUCUGUGCUCCAGAUUUUUCUCCCAUCCAAUCAGCUCCCUGUUCUUCUGCCUCAACACCUUAUUCCUCUCACUUGAACUUCUCUGCCCUUUUUCUCCACUUGCACUUCAUCCCCUCUUCAGACAACAGUUCAGUCUUUGUUGGAUCCUUGUUUUGGUCGUGCGGUCUUCUGUUUUGUUGUUUUCCUGCUCCAACCUGGAAUAAAGAUCUGCCUGAGUUCCAGUUGCCUGCAAUCUCCUGCAUUUGGGUCCAGCUGCUCCACACCUCAUGAAAAGGUGAGCUAGCAGCAGAUACUUGUUUCUUUCUGCACGGUGAUACAGUUGUUGGGUGUUGUUUGGUAAAAAGAAAGUAGUUCGUUCUUAAAACUGCUCAAAACAAGGUCUGCCAAUUAUGUUGAGUAACCGGGUCAUGAUUUCUGCCAUCUAGUUCCAUUAUAUUGGAGAGAGGGCAGACAUUUAUACAGCCAAUAUCUCCCAUACUCACACCAAACAAUCUGGACCAGGGGUGUCAAACUCAUUUUAGUUUGCCCAAUUUGAUGUCAAGUGGGCUGGACCAGUAAAACCAUUCUGUAUUUUACAUUUUAACAAACUCUGAUACAGUAAAGUGCUUGAUUUAAAGUAUGUGUGUAGUUUUAGAUGUCCUAAACUCAAAUAUUUUUAUUUUUAUUUUUAUUUUGUUUAAAGCUCCGCUAUUUUCAGCUUAAAGUCAUUUCAAGAUGGAAAUGUGCAACUUUAACUUUAACUAUUUCUAAAUUUAUACAAAUAAAAUGCUUGAUUUUUGUGUCUGUAUAUAGUCAGAGAUGUCCUCAAUUGGAAAAUUCAGUGUCAGGAAUUAUCUAUUUAGUUUUUAUUACCAGUAACCCAAUAAAUCAAAGGAUAAUGACAAUGUCCUCAAAAUUUAGAGUUAUUUACUGUUUAGUUUUUCAGAGAUAAAAUCGGUUGGGUUUGAGUAUUAAUAAAUUCUUUAAUUAAUAAAUUUCACACUUUGCGCAGACAUCCAGAGGGUCAGAUUGGACCUUUGGCAGGCUGGUUCUGACAAACAGCACUACAGGUGUGAAUGGGCCUAAAGGAACUGUAACAUCAGGUGGAUCCGACAAGGCAGCGUUGCGGUAGGUCAAACUAGACUUCUCACUCCCAUAUUCUAAAGAGGCUACGGCGAUGCUGACAUCUCCUCUGAAUCCAAAGACAUCAUCAUGCUGAAGACGGAGGCCUCGGGGGAGAGGACCAGCCUCCGGAGUGCCUCCCCCCACCGCAAUGCCUACCGGGCUGAGUUUCAGGCACUUAAGAGGGCUUUUGACCAGCCUCGGAUAGAUGGAGAAUCCAAGCCCAAAGACCUAGAACGGGUGAAACAGCCAAGGGGCCGCCAGUAUGGCAGCCAUGUCAGUCGCAUUAAGGACAUGUUCAUGCAGAUGGGCUCAGAAAAAGUGACGGCUAAGGCCAGGGGUUGUGAUGAUUCCUCGCCGCAAAAGCUGGUCAAGCCCACCAACUUCAUCAACAAGGCCGAUGGAUCAGUGAUAAGACUGCAGCACUCCUCCUCAUCUGACAGGGUCGGAGGCGCUGGAGCAAAGUUCUCUGAAACCAGGAAGCUGUUUGAGCAACAGUCACGUGACCAGUCCCAGUCACCAGUCUUUCCAUACGGACGUGAUAAACGGGGUUCCCAUGAGCACCUAGACGACUGGCGAGGUGCAAGGUCUAAUCGAGGCAGUACGGACUCCUUGGACUCACUUUGCUCUAGAACAGAGGCGUCCUCGCCAACUGUCAGUCAACUUAGUGCUGUUUUCGAAAAUGCUGACCACCACAACCAAGGUGCCUCCUACAAAGGAGUCAGCAGACGGGCCCUCUACUCACCAGAUGGAUUCCAACGUCAUGGAGGUGAUGUCAGUGAGGAUGAUUCAAGACAAUCUCCAGUGCGUGGAAACUAUCGGAGCAGGAUAGGGGGAAAGUUUCCGACAUCCUCGUCUUCUGAGGACCUUCUCAGUCCCAGUCCUGGGACAGAGACUUCGGAGCCGAAACCAGUACCACAAGAGGAAGAAGCCCAAGAUAAAACAGACAAGGCUGAGACUACUGGUGGAGAUAGACGGCAUCUCCCUGGGGUCACCACCAACGGAGGCCAGGUCAAUGGUUCAUGUGAAGAAGAGGAUAAACCUUCAGAAACAAAAAAACAUAUUGAGGAUCUAGGUGUGUCCAAAGCUUCAGAACCUACGGAUGAUGCUGUGAUUACUGACAAAGCUUUUGACGAUGCAACCCCUGAGCCAUUACCGACCCCGACUACACCAGCUGGGGAAAGCCAGGAGGAUGGAGAUGGUUCAAGAGAUGACAAGUCCUCUGAAUCUCCAAAGGACCAGGUGGAAGAACCUGAUGAGGAAUACGUUGGGAAUGAGCGGGUGAUUUUUAAUGCAGACGGGGACGCCUGUUACCAGGGUUGGGGGGAAAGCUGCACAGAUCCUGAGGAUGACCUCUACGGAGACGAUGAGGAUAUUGUCUACGACCCGGGUUCUGAUCUGACAGAGAUUCCUGGUCUGCCACAGGAAAACAAAGAUGACAUCCCUCCAAAGAGGAAGAUUCGUUUCAGCACUGCCCCAAUUACAGUGUUCAACACCUACUCCAAUGAAGACUAUGACCGUCGUAAUGAAGAGGUGGAUCCUGUGGCGUCCUCCGCAGAGUACGAGCUGGAGAAGAGGGUGGAGAAACUGGAGCUCUUCCCCGUGGAGCUGGAGAAAGAUGAAGAUGGCCUGGGGAUCAGUAUCAUCGGGAUGGGUGUCGGUGCUGACGCAGGCCUGGAGAAACUGGGCAUCUUCGUCAAAACUGUCAUUGAGGGCGGAGCUGCUGAGAGAGACAGCAGGAUCAAGGUGAACGACCAGAUCGUGGAGGUGGAUGGGACCAGCCUGGUGGGCGUCACCCAGAGCUUUGCUGCCUCCGUCCUCAGGAACACAUCAGGAGUUGUCAGGUUUGUGAUUGGCCGAGAGCGUCCGGGCCAGCAGAGUGAGGUGGCCACGCUCAUCCAGCAGACCCUGGAGCAAGAGAGGAGGCAGAGAGAGCUGCUGGAGCAGCAGUACGCCCACUAUGACGCUGAUGAUGACGAGACAGGAGAGUACGCCACAGAUGAUGAGGAGACGGGGACAACGGUGGCCGGCGAGGACAAGAGCAUUGAGGUGUUUGACUUGCCAGAGUCAGAGGACAUCUUGUCACCCUCGGAGUUAGACGCCACUAAACUCUACCAGAAGUUCAGAGAGCUCCAGAUCAAACACACAGUGACCGAGGCCGAGAUCCAGAAGCUCAAAAACAAGUUGGCGUCAGUGGAGAGGGAGAAGCAGCGCUGGGAGAAGGAGAAGAGCCAGCUGAAGGCCAGCAUCGAGGAGAACAAGGAGAGGAUGCUGAAGCUGGAGAGCUACUGGAUCGAAGCGCAGACCCUUUGUCACACGGUCAACGAACACCUGAAGGAGGCGCAGGCUCAGUACCAAGCUCUAGAGAAGAAGUACAACAAAGCCAAGAAACUCAUCAAAGACUUCCAGCAGAAAGAGGUGGAGUUUAUCCAGAAGGAGGAUGCGGAGAGGAGGCGGCUGGAGGAGGCUGAGAAAGCUCACCUGGCUGAGAUCCAGGGACUGCAAGUCAGGAUUGCAGCAUUAGAGUCCGAGCUAAUGCAGCUGAUGAAGCAGAACGGCAUCCAGGUCAACAACAACAACAGCAACACUUGUGAGAGGCUCAGCGCUCAGCAGCACAGCCCCAAAAGGGCUGCAGCACAAGCCAGAGACCUGAGGGAGGGCUCUCCCAAUUCGCCCAGCAAGAAGAAGAGCUACAGGGGAGUCGCCCGAGACAGCAUCAGCUCCACAGAGGGAGAGGUCUCGGAGGGUCACGGCAGUCCAGCUCACAGUCGAUCUGGUUCGAUUCGUAGCGUGGCCUCUUGUGAUGGAGGAGCUGCAGUCCUCAGGGCCCUCGGCAGUGCAGAAAGCUCCCCCAGACGAACACUGCAGCCAUCGUCCAUUGGCGGUUCUCCUGCAAAGUCGAGCCCUUCUCACAGUGUGGAGGAACGCAGACAGGCUCUGGAUCCAGGCUCCACAGAGCCGUCAGCAGAGGACAGUCCAGAGAAGCUCAGGGCCAAGGGACCCACUUUGAACGAUGAUCUGAGCGCCAGCAGCAGCAGCUCGGUGGAGAUCAGCGGCCUGCUGAGUGAAGCCAAGACGUCGGGGCGCUCACACAUACUGGCACUCUCUUCAGAUGAGAGUCUGGAUAUGAUAGAUGAUGAGAUCUUAGAUGAGGGACAGUUUCCAAAGCAGUGUCAGUGGCAGAACCGCAGCAUCACAGAGUGGACCUCCCAGCAAGUGGCCCGCUGGCUCAUGGGCCUCAACUUAGAACAACACAUCCCAGAAUUCACUGCCAAAAACAUAGAUGGAGAACAGCUGCUACAGCUUGAAAGUGCUGAGCUCAAGGCCCUCGGAGUCACUUCUUCCCAGGACCGUGCCUUGAUCAAGAAAAAGAUCAAAGACCUUAAAGUUCUGACGGAGAAGGCCAAGAGGAACCAAGAGAAAGUGGAGAAACAGCGCGAAAAGCUACGGAAGAGAGAGCUGGAGCAGCAGCAGAAAGAGGCGCGCAAAGAAAGCGCAACAGAGUGACGCGAAUCAUUAGAUCACCUCCUGCUUUACUGUAGCACCACACCAAGUAGCAUCUCGAGGAACAGAACGUCAGCAGGUCCCAUAAAUGAACCCUGAGGGACACCUGCUCAGUAGUUCAAUAGUUCUCAGUGGUGGAGCUACAUGCCCAACUGUCAGAGAUCGUUGAGUGACUUUUUCUCACCAAGCAAAUUAAACCAAAACGAGCAGUUGGAUGAUAGGAACAUGCCCCGUUCAUUUGCCUCAUUUUACACCCAUCCUGUGUUUUUUGCCAUUUAAAAUUUUACUCAGUUCUAUUUAUUUUGCUGUUUAUUGCUGUAAAUUAGGUUUAUUUAUUCAUAUCCAGAGUAAGUCUGUGAAAAGUUCAUCUCAUCCUCAUCCCAUAUCAUCUUCAGAGCCGUUGCCCAUCACAGCACCCGUAGACAUGACGACCGUGUACAUGUACAGUGAUAAAUACAAAUAUGUCUGAUGUGCCAUUUUGAUAGACUUAUGCACAUCCUGUUCAGAUAAGUAGAUCAGUGAAAUCACUCUAUUGCUUUGACGAAGCACAUACAGGUCAGGCCUGUGUGGCGGAAUAUGUGAGGCAGUACUCGCAUCCCACCACUGGGUGUCCCCAUGCUGCUUACUCAUACUACUGAAGGAAGCAACACUUGAACUUUCCAAUAGGAAUUGAAGCGGGAACCAAGUUUCACUGGGAGAAACAAACUCUCGGUACUUGCAAGAACACUGGAAGUGCAAACACUGUAAAUUGAACCUCGGCACUGGCUCGUCCAAUGUUCCUUACAGUAUACAUGUACCAUACUAAAGCAGUUCACAAAGUAAGAAAUGACGACAAGGACAAACUCUAACUCAUUGGACUGGUUCUAAUGGAGACUUCAGGUACAAUAUAAUCAUAAAAAUUUGUAACUUACCAAACCUGUACGACAAAAACAAACAAAAAAGCGUUAAAAUGAAACUUCCUGCUUAUAUGCAUAAUGUUGCUUUGACACCGCUUGUAAUCUGCUUUUGACCUCUUUUUAUAUUCUCUCUCAAUAACAAAGUAAUACCCCGCCGCUGCCUUUAGAAAUUCUAGAGAAGUAGAAUUUUUCUGAACUCUACCCGCUUCUAUGUGAGAGUUGAAACACAUACAGCAGACUUGUAAUUGUUCUUUUUUUCUAUCAUAAAAAUUAUAGGUCACCAUACUUUGGGAUACUCUGAAUAAUAUUUAGGAAUGCUGCCAUAUAGACGAGUCAUCUCUGUGAUCAAGGACCGAUGCAGUGAGUCCAGAAGUUGUCUUAAAAGAAUUUCGCACCUGAUGUUAAACUGGAAAUUGCACCUGAUAGAUGCAAUAUAUUCAUAAUUUUUCCUAUAAAACUGGUCAAAACAUUUUGAUUUACUUGUUAGAUAAAAUAAUAUAUACCUUUGAAAUUAUUUUGACAUAUGUACUUUAUGCAAUUCUUGUUUUAGGAUUAUGACGCUCACUGAGAGACAUGUUCCCUGUGUUACUUCUUUAGCAUUCCCAAGAAUCAUUCCGUAGGUUUACAGCAAAUAUAGAGACACCAGUGUCACCGUGAUUAAAAGAAAAAAAAAGCAAAAAUGAAGGCAGCUUUAGUUAUUCCCUUUUGUCUCAAGGGCCCUGCCUGGUGACCUGUUAACAGGUUUUAAGUACAAGAAGAAUAGUAGGAGUUACAGAUACCUCCAUGCAAUGCCACAGUAAUACAGGAGAUCUGUUAAUGUUAUUAUUUAUUUAUUUCUGUAUUUAAUGAAGCAACUGACUACUGUUUAAUUUAACUUUUACAAAAUAAGAGUAUUAUUAACACCUAACAAUGAUUUAUCCAGAAUUGUAUGAGUACUUCCUAUUGCCAAAACAUAAUUAAACAUGUUCAUUAAAAGUGAUUUUCAAAUGGUUGUUAUCAAAUGAAGGAUUUAAAAGUUUGGAAAUGCAAAACGCAGUAAUACUCCCCCAUCGUGCUCAUGUUUUUUUUCCUCUAAUACAACCAUAGUGCUGCUCCAGUGCAACUCCAAUAAACCGCUCAUGAUGUAUUCUUAUGGAAUAUUUUGUAACACUUGAACCUUUCUGUGAAUACCCCCUACCCCCAUCUCUGUUAAGUCAGUCUGCCGACUGCACUCUUUUGUAUGUAUAGUAAAACACUGAGAGCAAUACGCUGCAAGAAUCCUAAAGAAGCCUUGUUUUCUAUCAAGUCAGUAUGUGUGCACAGUUUGUCCGAGGGCUGAGGAGGAUAAAAAGGUCACACCUGAGGCCAAAAUGUGAUCUUUUCUAUGUGCUUGACUGAGCUUGCCUAGGCAUGAUGAAACCAACGUAUAGAUAAGAUUCCUGGUGCUCCUGGCAGGCGUUUGAGUCAUGGAAGUGUUUGUCUUUCAUGUAUGUAGAGAGCAAAAGAUAAUCACCACAAACUGCUAGCCAUGCUUUCCACUCUUUUAAAAGCUGUGCUUAUUCUCCUUCUCCUCUUCUUUUUUUGUCAUACCUUGCUCUCUUUUUCGCAUUCUGAAAAGUUUGAAAGGGCAGCUACCUGUCACACUGAAUAAAAUGUGCGGUCACUGUC